CAACUUUCCAAGCCCUCUUCCAUGCUUAAGCAAGUCACUAGAUAUGGAUGGAUGAAGCACACCAAGCAGUCCAGCUGGAAAUACUUAGCCGGGUAUGCUCACGCCCAUACGGGUUCGCGGUCGCAGGAGAAAAUACCCUGAUGAUGGAGCCCCCAAACCAAAACCCAGUGGACCCAAGGGUGGGCGACCCAUGAUAUCUCACCAGACAAAGCUCGAAUCAUCUCAGGCGCGAAGCCACAAACGAGCUCGUCUACUCGUCGUCAAACCCACCAAACCCCGGCAAUCGAUCCUGGAAUCUCUCCCCGUCGAGUUGAUUGAAAAGAUCUUCCUAUACUCUCUCAAUGUGAACUUCGCUCGCUGUUCCUCAGCCCUAGGCGCAACCGUUUCAAGUGAGCGCAUAUACAGAGCGUUGAUCCUGUUGGCGUUUUGGGAUGACUUGUAUGCAACUACAGGAGUUAUAAACCAGGCCACAGAGGCCACAAUAUCCAGGAUUCUCCGACCUGUCGACUACCACCCUCUCAGCCAUGCGGAGCGGAGACACCUCCAGGACACCAUCCUUCGCUGCAAAUGGUGCACAAUACAGCGGCUUCUGGCGCAGCUGCCGGACCUUAUGAACCUCACCAUUCAACGACACUGGUUCGGUGCAGGAAUCAGCAUGGCCCCACAUGAUCAAGAAUCAUUGACCCGAUUCCUCGCUCAGAAAGAAGACACUCGCGUCUUCGAAGGAACCGACAGCAACGGAGCCAAUCGCUACACCCUUACUGUAGCACCCCUAGUCUCAGUAACAAUCACCCACCAUGAAACCAACCAAUCAACGACCUACCCCGUCCUAGGCGUUCUUCUAAUCCCCGAUAAACUCGUCGAAGACCUCUCUAGCCCUGAUCACGUCACCUAUCUCGAACUCCUCCGCAUAGCCAGCGGAUUGAACCGCGCCGACCUCGUCAAACCGACUGUCUCUGUGUCCCAUGAAUCCCUGCAAAUCGGCAUCCACAAUGCCCUCCUCGAAAACAACACAGCCGCCUUGUCCACCCUGCUCAAAAUCGAUGAAUACCACUUCCGCAGCGAGAACCAAUCCCUCAAUCCAAAUACUGCUGUUCCUUACGUCCUCCCCGCAGAACAUUUUCGCACGGCUGUCCGGUUCGCCCGGCAUGACACAACGUUCUUUCAGCUUCUCGUGCGCGCCAGUGCGGAGUCUGUUCCGGCCGAUGAUCCGGAGAUUACAGAAUGGGCUGUGGGCUUGAAUAAUGCAUUUGGGCGCUGGCUGUUGAUUCUGAUGGAGCAUUUGCCGCAGCAGAUUCGGGCCGCACAUGCGAACCCGGCGGAAGAUGCUGUGUUUUACCUGGGCCGGGCGAACGGACAGAGAGAGCUGGCAAGACGGUACUUGAGGGAGGUGUUGGGGUUGGAAGAGUUAGGAUGUUGGAUGGAGGAGACGAUAUUUGAUGCGUCAGAGUUGUGGAAAGUGGACGUCGACUGAUCUUAUUGCAAAAGCCUGCUAUCAUUGUGGGACUAUAUACCCUGUCAGGACGGGUUUUCUAACAUAGCUUAGGACAGUCGAAUAGUUCAUUAGAGGCCUAGGAUUUCUUCUAGGAUGUAUAUAAUAUCAAUAGAACUCGGAAGACAGUUUACCAACGAG
Molecule: messenger RNA, 1633 nt
Organism: Aspergillus neoniger CBS 115656
Lineage: Eukaryota; Fungi; Ascomycota; Eurotiomycetes; Eurotiales; Aspergillaceae
Exons: 1
Coding region: 95-1474 (459 amino acids)
Source: RefSeq, a predicted model, not a curated record